This is a messenger RNA of Staurois parvus, 377 nucleotides long. The record is from the annotation of a GenBank genome assembly. Lineage: Eukaryota; Metazoa; Chordata; Amphibia; Anura; Ranidae.
UUAGAGGCGAAAAAUAAGAAAAAAAAUAUUCUGAACCAAUGGACUGCAGACACAGUACAGGAAAUGACCAGAGACUGUGGACAUACUACAGGAGAUGACCAGAGACUGCAGACAGUACAAGGGAUGACCAGAGACUGCGGACAUAGUACAGGAGAUGACCAGAGACUGCGGACACAGUACAGGGAUGACCAGAGACUGCGGACACAGUACAGGAGAUGACCAGAGACUGCGGACAUAGUACAGGAGAUGACCAGAGACUGCGGACAUAGUACAGGAGAUGACCAGAGACUGUGGACAGUACAAGGGAUGACCAGAGACUGCGGACAUAGUACAGGAGAUGACCAGAGACUGCGGACACAGUACAGGGAUGACCAGAG